Oppiella nova is the source of this 336-nucleotide messenger RNA. NCBI's taxonomy places the organism in Eukaryota, Metazoa, Arthropoda, Arachnida, Sarcoptiformes, Oppiidae. The record is from the annotation of a GenBank genome assembly.
AUGGAGUCGGCUGUUAUUGAAUACAUAACCGAAAGGUAUUGUAAUCUAACACAAGUGGGAGGACUGCUCGACAAUAAAGGCUACGGAAUCGCCACCAGAAAAGGUUGCGAACCGAGAAUUCAUUUAAUUACGAGCUCAUUAUAUCGGACCCCUCUGUCGGAAGCCAUUGUGAAACUACAAGAGACGGGAGUAUUGCGUGAAUUGAAGAUCAGGUGGUGGUCCCAGAAGUCGGGUGGAGGCGCCUGUCUUAGCAAACCCAGCGCUUCCCUGCAAGAGAUGGGACUGAAGAAUGUCGGCGGAGUCUUCAUUAUACUCAUCGUUGGCUCCAUUUUCGCC